UGAUGAGGGGUUAAAAUUAAAUUUGAUUUUUGUUCAACCCAUUUUCAUAAUGGCUGUCGUUUCCCACUCUCUGGGUUUGAUCUUUAUACUUUUUUUAGAAUUCCUUGCUUGUAAUGGUGAUGCCGAGUUUCUUAGUAGGAGUAAUAUGGAGCAAUUUAAAGCUGGCAAGAAGUUAAUGUUGAUAAAUUUUUAUGCUGAUUGGUGUCGAUAUAGUGCUGCUCUCAAGCCUGUGUAUGAUAAGGCAGCUGAUCAAGUGGCAGCAGAAACUAAUGAAGCUGUGCUGGUCAAAGUUGAUUGCGAGAGAGACAGAAUAUUUUGUAUGCAAGACUUUCGUAUUACCAAAUACCCAACUAUUAAGAUCAUACGAAAUGGUGAAUUGAUCAGGAAAGAAUAUAGGGGCCAGAGAACUGUUGAAGCAUUAGUUUCAUUUGUCAAGAAACAGAUUGAAAGUCCUGUCCAUUUCGUUUCUAAUUAUGCAGCAGCUUUGGAAAAGGUAGAAGGAAAUACAAAGGCUGCUAUUGGUUUCUUUGCCACAAAUGAAUCAAUUGAGUAUCAAAAUUUUAAUAAGAUAGCAUUUAGUUUGAAAGAUGAAUGCAGGUUCUUUGCUAUUAUUAGCAGUGACACAAGUGCUCCUCAACUUACAUUUCGAGAGCAGUCUGGGUCAACUGACCAGCAAUUUAAUGGCGAUAUGACGUCCCAUCAGGCUGUUCAGAGUUGGUUAUCUGAACACUGUAUUCCACUUGUUAGGGAAAUCACAUUCCAAAAUGGAGAAGAACUAACUGAAGAAGGACUUCCUUUUUUCAUUUUGUUCUAUCAUCCUGAUAACCCUGACAUUAAAGCUGUGUUUAAAAGGAGAGUAGAGGAAGAAUUACUGAGACACAAAGGAUCUGUUAAUUUUGUUACUGCUGAUGGUAUUAAGUUUGCACAUCCAUUGAGUCAUCUUGGGAAAUCUAAAAAAGAUCUUCCUGUACUGGCCAUUGAUAGUUUUCGUCACAUGUAUAUAUUUCCAAACUUUAAUGAUAUUCAUGUACCUGGAGCAUUAAAUCAGUUUGUUGAGGACUUACACAGUGGGAAACUUCAUCGGGAAUUUCACCACGGACCAGAUGUAAGUUUUGACUCAAUACUUCGCGUUUUACAUCAAAAUUCCACUUUUCAAUAUCAGCCUCGUCAACCUCCAAAAGAGGAACAGAAGAGAGACAGUGGAGAUACCCAGCAGCCACCUGAAAGCACAUUUAAAAAACUUAAACCUGCAAAUUCACGAUACUCUUUUGUUGAUCAUGAUGAGUUGUAGGAUCAUUAUUAUUUUUAUUAUUAUUCUAAAAUAAGGAGUUUUAUUAUUAAAUAAA
Molecule: messenger RNA, 1346 nt
Organism: Amphimedon queenslandica
Lineage: Eukaryota; Metazoa; Porifera; Demospongiae; Haplosclerida; Niphatidae
Product: endoplasmic reticulum resident protein 44-like
Exons: 15
Coding region: 50-1291 (413 amino acids)
Biological process (GO): protein folding
Cellular component (GO): endoplasmic reticulum membrane; endoplasmic reticulum-Golgi intermediate compartment
Molecular function (GO): protein disulfide isomerase activity
Source: RefSeq, a predicted model, not a curated record